Molecule: messenger RNA, 2097 nt
Organism: Spirometra erinaceieuropaei
Lineage: Eukaryota; Metazoa; Platyhelminthes; Cestoda; Diphyllobothriidea; Diphyllobothriidae
Source: the annotation of a GenBank genome assembly
AUGCCAUCUGAAAUGAGUAAGUUAGUGGACUGUAACAGCCCCAGAGUUUUCCUCACUAUGUUUGUUGUGAACGUCAACGUACUAAUUGUAUUCCUAAACAUGACAAUUUAGCGGUACAAUUUAUUGGCAAAGGGCGGCUCCUUGACAUACACGGACAUGAAGAAAUCAGAUACGAUAUUAAUCUUAUCGGAGUUAUCAGUUAACACAUAUCCCCAACUAUCCCUUAGACAAGGAAUAAAGUCUCAAUUUCAUUUUGCCCUAAUAACAUGUGCUAUGAUCUUUCAGGCUUUCUUGGUGUCCAUUUAUGUAUUUCUAACAAAUAUGCCGUUCAUUCUAUACUCCGGAGAUUCCGGCGUAUAUUUCACUGUUAUCUAUAUUCAGAGAAAUGAUAUGGCUGUUUAAAUUUGGCAUAUAUCCUGCAUGGCGUUUAUUUAUUCUCGAGGGUUUUUGUUAUUGCUGAAGUCACUCACUCGGGUCGGCAGACGUACGACCUCAUUUUCAUAAACAAAUACCAAUAAAUAUAUAAAAUGUGUUAAUGUGUGCCCAUGGGGUUACUUUCAUAGCAAGUAAGCAUAAACUUUCACGUGAAUUUUUGAACAAGUAGACCGACUGUGCACAGCAUUUAGUUCAUGCUUAUAGAAUAGGUAGUCAGAUAUUGAAAAACGGUAAUCGAGCGGCGAAAAAAACUCCUUCCUUUGGUAAAAGCAAAAUAUAUGUGAUUUGAUUAGCUUUCAGGGAGAAAAAAAUCGUCGCUCAUGGAAGGGUAAAUACGGGGUUUGGACAGGACUGGUCUGCAUAUGAUAAUGUAUAGAGGACUCGAAACAGAUAUCAAGACAGCAUUCCUGAACAGAAUGAGGCUGUCAGCAUUAAAGUAGCAAGAUGAGAUGAUGCCAGAUACGAUCGGUCGCAGUCCGCCUAGAGUCCAGCCGAGGAGAGGACAGUUAAGAUGAAAGCGGGGAGAUGCAACCAUUACACUUCCUUGCCGACCGAGCAAACCACUAACAAAUGAUGAAAACAGAGGAUUCCGCGCGUGAUCAAUACCCGACCGUUUGGGAUCCAAAUCAGGAGAUGACAUCAAAAACCGCGAAAAUCACGGCUGUAAGGGGAGAGUAAUAACAGUAGAUUUAGCAGCCAAUUAAAUACAGGGGCUUGUAAAAGUAUAAGUGAGAGUUCCACCUGAAGAAGGAAGGCAUUAACUAUCCACCAUUAAAUCAGCUGAGGGCCCUUCUCAAAGUCAAGAAGUCGAGUGCUCCAGAAUGAAAUCGUCAAUAGCGCCUUUAUGCUUUCCGGUGUAAGGUGCUUGCGUAAAUCCGAUUUGAAUACCGAUAACUUAGGCGAUGAAACCAACUUUUAAGAAAAUCUUUGUCGAUUGGACGAGUGGUCCCGCAGAUGGCUCUUGUCCUUCAAUUUGAACAAAUGUACUAUAAUGCGCCUAGGAAAUCAGACCCCUAGUAUGCGGCAAUAUCAUCUGAACGGAAUGUCACUUCGAGAAGCAGAAACGCAGAAAGAUCUCGGAGUCUUAGUUGCAGACAGCCUACAGCCUUCUACACAAUAUUGGAAGGCAGCCAAGGCCGCAACUUCAAUGCUAUGUGCCAUCAACGGCAUUUGCAGUUUUCGCUGAAGACUCCUUCUCCAAAGUCUUCGACACGUUUGUAAGGCCGCAUUUUGAAUAUGCGAUUCAGGCCUGGAGACCGUGGAUGCAGCAGGACUACAAUCUGCUCGAAAGGGUGCAGAGACUAGCAACAAAAUUAAUAAGAGGUCAAAGUGCACUGCUAUAUGAGAUCGGCCUAACUAACCUUAAUCUCUAUCCUCUGAGUUAUCGACAACUGUGCGGAGACUUGAUACAAACUUUCCGUAUCGUGCGUGGCUUGGACUGCACCCUUCGGUGCGACAAUAGACUACUAAGCGAGUUAGAAAAGAAAAAGGUAUGUUGAUAGUUAACUUCGGAAGGAGAGGGAGAAGAAGAAGAAGAAGAAGAAGAAGAAGAAGAAGAAGAAGAAGAAGAAGGAGAAGAAGAAGAAGAAGAAGAAGAAGAAGAAGAAGGAGGAGGAGGAGGAGGAGGAGGAGGCGGAGGAGGAGGAGGAGGGGGGAACCUAA